Messenger RNA from Dreissena polymorpha, 1005 nucleotides. RefSeq lists its product as uncharacterized. The record is from RefSeq and is a predicted model, not a curated record. Bases 1 to 1005 code for a protein of 334 amino acids. The transcript has a single exon. Gene Ontology annotation, biological process: DNA integration. Gene Ontology annotation, molecular function: nucleic acid binding. NCBI's taxonomy places the organism in Eukaryota, Metazoa, Mollusca, Bivalvia, Myida, Dreissenidae.
AUGAGCCAAAAGGAGCCAAUGAUCAUCCAACCAGUACCUGAGCUACCCUGGAGCAAAGUUGGAAUGGACUUAUGCGAACUAGAGGGUAACAAUUACCUAAUCAUUGUAGACUACUUCUCCAACUUCAUUGAAGUAGCACCAUUGCAAAGAGACACUCGAACGAGCACCAUCUUAAAACACAUCAAGCAAAACGUGGCUCGUUAUGGAAUCAUGGACUCAAUCAUCUCGGACAACGGUCCACAGUUCACCAGUGCUGAAUUCCGAGAAUUCAUCGAAAAAUAUGGCAUCACCCAUAUUACGUCGUCGCCUUUGCACCAACAAACAAACGGCCUUGCUGAAAAGGCUGUACAAACCGUUAAAAAUCUAAUUAAAAAGUGUAGCGAAACAGGGGACGACAUCUACUUAGCCCUGUUAGAACUAAGAAACACACCACGCGAUAACAUCGGAUCACCGAUGCAACGUUUGAUGGGUCGACGCGCAAAAACACUAAUACCUAUGAAACAAACAUUGCGACAACCAGAAACAACCAGUGAAAAUGUCGCACCAAAGUUGUUGGAAUUUCGUGAAAAGCAAAAAUUCUACUACGACCAACACGCGAAGAGCAAGGACAAUCUUCAGCCAGGGGACGCAGUAAGAAUUAAAACCCCAUCUGGUUGGAAACCGGCAGAGUAUGUGAAACCGUCCGAAUACCCACGAUCACAUAUCGUUAAGGCAGGCGAAUCGGGGCGCGAAUAUCGCCGAAACACGGACAUGCUAAUGAAAACAAAGGAAAGACCACACAUUAUCACCACAAACAAUGACGUGUACAUACCGGCACCCACAGCGCCAACAGAGACGGUAGCAGAACAACCAUCAACAACUCCAAAUCACGAAAACAGUGCUAGUGCGAGAUCGAGCGAAACUCGAGACAAACCGGGGAAAGAGAGUGUACAAGACACUGUUAGAAAGAAAACGAGGUCAGGAAGAGAAGUUCACAAACCGAUACGGUUAAAUGACUAUGUGUAA